Gryllus bimaculatus (two-spotted cricket) is the source of this 2236-nucleotide messenger RNA. The record is from the annotation of a GenBank genome assembly. Lineage: Eukaryota; Metazoa; Arthropoda; Insecta; Orthoptera; Gryllidae.
AUGUCAGAAUCUGUAAUGUUUCCGAAUUUGCUGGAAUGCUACAUUUGGUCAGCGGCCAUACUUCAGUCAGGAUGGUAUGGAUUUGACUUGUUGGAAAGCAGUGUGCGCGCGACGGGCGCGGGGCUGGUGGGGUGGGGCGCGCGCUGGGUGGACGACGCUCCGGAGGCGCCCGCCCGCGCGGAACUGGACGGCGAGGGCGGCGAGGGCGACGCGGGGCUGAGCGUGCCCGCCGAGACGCCCUCCUGGCUCUCCUCCGACUCGGCGGGCAGCGCCCUGGCCAGGGACCUGUUCCGGCGCACCGAGCGGGACAUGAUCGUCGCUGACAUCCACAAGCGCGAGCGUGGGGGUGCGCAGGAGUACGGGCGGCAGCAGCGGCGGCGGCUGAGCUUCAACGUGCGCCGGCGCCGCACGGAGCUGCUGAGCGCGCGGCUGGCGGCGCGCGGCGGCCGGCCCCUGCGCGGCCGCCCCUGCUACUUCACCGAGGGCCACGUGCCCGACGCCCACGGCCGCGACGUCAACGCAGAGGCCUCGCCCUACUGGAUGCCCAGGCCCUCCGAGGAGCUCUGCUACCGGACGGUGACCGACCAAUGGCGCCGCGAGGCCCAGGAGAAGGAGAUGAAGGCCCCGUACUACGAGCACUACAACUACAGCACCCGCCACAACCUGGACCUGCUGCGCCGCCUGCACAUCCCGCGCGACCGCGACGACCCGGCCACGAUGACGCCCGGCAUCCUGGACAUCGACCCGGACUACUUCAGCAUCGUGGAGGGGCGCCCCGAGAACGCCGCCACCCUAGGCCGACUCGACAUCCGAAAGUACCUCUCCGACAUUCGCGAGGUGCUCUACACCAAGCUCAUGAUCGGCUACGCAGAGGACCACUGCAUGCUGGUGGAGGAGCAGUACACGCAAGAGCUCAAAGUCAUCCAGAAAAUCAAAGACCAGCAUCAGAAACACGUCAAAGCGUUCGAGGCGUUCCUGGCCGAGGACCACCAAAAAUCAAUGGAAAUCCUCAAGCAAGCGGACACCAUGACGCUGCGUUCGUCGCACAUGGAGGGGGACCUGAAGAGCCUGAACCGGUCCUUGGGCAGGCUGAGGAACGAGGUGGUGAUCCUGGAGGACAAGUGGAGGGCGGUGAAGAACCUGCAGCGGUUCCUGUACGCGGCGAGCCCGCGCGGCUGGCGCCUCAUGCACGACGUGGAGUUCAUGAAGCGCGUCAAGGACGGCGGCUCGUCCGCUAGCCUGGAGGACGUGGACGAGGCGAUGGAGGUGAAGAAGGUGCGCAGCGACCUGUCGCUGACGGAGCUCAUCAAGAUGUUCCACGACGACGUGGACCACCAGCCGGCGCCUGAGCUCUUCUUCAAGACGCCCAAGGACCUGCUGGACGUGUUCGACAGCAUCACGCACCUCAACAUGGACAUGAUGCUGCACGCGGAGCAGGUGCGCAAGCCGCUCGACGAGCUCUUCCACACGCUGCAGGACGCGCGCCGCAUGGUGCAGCAGGACACGGAGAAGCUGCGCACGGCGCUGCAGGAGAAGAAGGAGACCAUCGAGUGGGAGGAGCGGCGGGCCGCGGGGCUCGAGGCCGACACGCGCCGCCUGCUCGACGACGUCUUCAAGGACGCGUUCGAGAUCGUGGUGGGGGCCAACGACAACAACCUGUCGGUGGUGGAGAUGAUGCGCGAGAUCGAGCGCGCCUACGAGACCUUCAUGGACGACCUGGACCGCAUCCCGCACGCCAUCCUCACGGCGGUCGAGGACGACGUGGCGCUGGACGAGCGCAUCGGCUUCAUGAAGGCCAAGGUGGCGGCCAAGCAGCUGGAGCACAUCAACCGGCUGGAGGUGCGCAUGCGCCAGACGCUGCUGCCGCCGCCGCGCGCCGGCCUGCGCCCGCUCGUCUUCCGCUCGCCGCCCUUCGUGCGCUUCGUGGCGGCGCACAAGACCGAGUGCAAGGUGGACGAGCGCGAGAGGGCGCUGCUGCUGCACCUCACCGAGUACUGCCCGCAGAAGGACGACCCCUCGCCCUUCCUGCAGGCGCUGCGCGACACCGGCAUGCUGCAGUAGGCGGACACGCGGCCCGCUUCCCUCCCUCCCUUCCAACACACGUGCACCUUCCUAAUCGAGUCUCGUUUAUAAUACGCUCAACAGACGGAUUUCAAUCGGAUGGGGCAACAAUAGACUUUUUCUCUAUCUUUCUUUGGAUAAGCAGUGUUUUUUAUAUAUUUUUGCUCUAUAUCUU